Molecule: messenger RNA, 1392 nt
Organism: Lodderomyces elongisporus
Lineage: Eukaryota; Fungi; Ascomycota; Pichiomycetes; Serinales; Debaryomycetaceae
Exons: 1
Coding region: 1-1392 (463 amino acids)
Source: RefSeq, a predicted model, not a curated record
AUGAGUGACAGGCGCCUAGCAACCGCUUUGCAGAAAGUGCUUGACAUGUUCACAUCAUUGUCUGGUCUAGGUGCAGCCGCUGUACUUCCACUGCACAAUGAUGAUUGCACAAUAACAAAUGAAGCGCCAACUAAUAAAGUUAACAAAGUAUCGGCGCAAAGUUUACAGCUGAAGGUUAAUAAGCUCUUGAAAUUAAACAAUACAACUAGAAAGUAUGAACUGGCUUUAACAAAUGAUAUUGCUCUUUGGCUGGAUUCAAUUCUUAAUCAAGAAUGCUCACAAUUUAUCAAAGAUUUCAACCAGUUAUUAUUGAGCCAGUUAUUUGCUAAUACACAAUUAACUCAGAGGAUGGAAAAGAUUAAACUAAGUUUAUCCUUUGUUAAUGAGCGGGAGAGGAAGCAGCAAAACCUAUUGGCGACUAGAUACAAGUUGGAAAAACAGUUCAGAGAUAGUAGGAGUAAAUAUGGACCCGAUGCAUCAUCAACAAUCCUUAUUAAAGAAAAAUUAGAAGAGAUUGAGUGCAAUUUGCAGGUCGUUGAGCAGCAAUAUAUAAGGUCAAUUUUGAAUGACCUUCGAGAGAGUUUGAUGGAAUAUAUUUACACCUUGAAUGCAGCAUCACGAAAGCUUAAAAUGAACAGUGAUGACUGUAUGGACAACUUUAACGCAAUCGAACAUGGAUAUGGAAACAUAGCUAGCGGCAUAGGCAAUAAUUUACGGGACAUUGAGAUUGCUAGAGUAUCCCCUGAAAAGUAUGCCAGGCUCUCAGAUGCAACAGAAGCAAUACCAAAAGAAACACAUUCAAAUUCAAAUUCAAAUGCAAAUACAAAUGCAAAUGCAAAUUCAAAUGCAAAUGCAAAUGCACUAUUAAAUACAGAUAUAAAUAUCAAGCGUCCCAAGCGUAAACCUCCACCUCCGUUCACGGAAGCGGAGCUUAUCAAAUUGCGUGAUUAUGACUUACCUACUCCACAGUCCAUGUGCAAUGAUUGUAAGAAAGCGAUUCCGUGUAUACAUACUGAAGGCGCAUCUCAUCAAAGUUUGAAACCACAGAAGGCUCAAUUUCAGCAGCGUUUACAAUCACAAUCACAAUCACAGUUAUCGAAACAUGUUGACCCACAAAUUCAUCAGCAAGACGAGCAACGUCUUCCAUAUAGCCCUACGCAACCACUUCCACCAAACGGUUCACAACCCAAACAGAUUUUGAAUGGUACUUUUCGUCAGCAACACAUGCAAGGUAUAGGUCAUGAUUUAGAAAGUAAGGGUUUUAUGAUGAAAGAGUUUAACCAUAGCUUGGACGAAAAUGAGUAUGGCGAUGCAAUUUUCCAGCAACAGCAACACAAUAAUCAUCCACAUCAGUUUAGGGAUAUUUCAAUGAUUAGUGAUCACUGGAACUAA